CGUGACGUCGGCGGAUGUUAAUGGACCGGCUCGUUAGUGACCAGACGCCGCUGGAGUAGUUUAGUUUAGCUAAGAAACUGGUUGAAACUUGUGAAAAGUGCUCAGAAACGCGCUCGCCUCGGUUUAACCGGCUGCUGUGGUGUGUGUGAGUGAUGUCGGACUGGGAGGAUGAGUAUGACGAGGCUGGGAAGGCCGUUUCAGGACCCUCAGCUGUGGUUACCGCUCCGCGGACAGAGUGGCGGCCGCCGGCGGCCUCCUCCUCCUCCUCCUACCGCGGGGGGACCGGGAGCGCUUACCGCGGGGGGAAAGGUGGAGGUGGUGAAGGAGAGGAGCAGCAGGGGAGCCGCUCAGACUGGAGGAACUCCAGAGAACAGCGCGGAGAGACCAGUUAUCGCAGUGACAGUGGGAGCUGGAGGCGUGCUAGUGAUAAUGGAGGUGGUGGUAAUGAUGGUGGUGGUGGUAGACCAGGCUCAGCUCGCCCCGUGUUAAUUUCAGUAGAAAACUCUAUGAUAGGGCGAGUUAUAGGUCGAGGCGGUGUGAAAAUCCGGGAACUGCAGGACUCCAGUGGUGCGAGAAUAAAGGUUAACCGUGGAGAUUAUGAGGGAGAGGUGCUGAUCUUUGGAAGCAGUGAUGUUCAGCAAAAAGCCAAGGAUAUGAUCGAGGAGUUGAUAUCUGGGAGUUCCAGUGGACCUCGAUUCAACAAUGGUAGUGAGAGGUCAGGAGUGAGAAAUGAUUCCUGCUGGCCAGCGUCUGCUUUGCAGGCGUCCACUGGCCCUGCUACCACACCCAUAGACUGGACUAACAUAAGGGAGAACAGGGAGAAAUACGAGACCAUGAAAUGGCAAGAUCUUCCACCUCUAAAGAAGAACUUCUACAUUGAGGAUGAGGCAGUGGCCAGGCGCAGUGCUGAGGAGAUCACAGUAUGGAGGCAAGAGAAUAACAAUAUCUUUGUGGAUGACCUGAAAGAGGGUGAAAAAAGAGUCGUUCCUUAUCCAGUAUACACUUUCCUUGAGGCUUUUCAGCACUAUCCUGAAAUCAUGGAGAAUAUACACAGAGUGGGCUUUCAGAAGCCGACUCCCAUUCAGUCCCAGGCUUGGCCUGUGGUCCUGAAAGGCCUAGACCUGAUUGGAAUUGCUCAGACUGGAACUGGGAAGACCCUGGCCUAUUUGCUUCCUGGCUUCAUCCACAUGGACGAGCAGCCUGUACCCAGGAACAAGCAAAGUGGCCCUGGAAUGCUGGUCUUAACUCCUACUCGAGAGCUGGCACUCCAGAUAGAAGUAGAGUGCAACAAGUACAGCUAUAAAGGAUUCAAAAGUAUCUGUGUUUAUGGAGGAGGUGACAGACGGGCACAGAUAAAGAUGGUGACCAGCGGCGUGGACAUUGUGAUUGCAACACCAGGGCGAUUGAACGAUUUGCAGAUGAACGAACUCAUCAACUUGCGUUCCAUCACCUACCUGGUACUGGAUGAGGCAGACCGGAUGUUGGAUAUGGGGUUCGAACCUCAAAUUAUGAAGAUCAUCCUGGACAUUCGGCCUGACAGACAAACGGUCAUGACCAGUGCUACUUGGCCAGCAGGAGUAAGACGUUUGGCCAGGUCCUACCUCAAAGAUCCUAUGAUGGUGUAUGUGGGCACCUUAGAUCUGGCGGCUGUGAAUACCGUGCAGCAGACUGUCCUGUUUGUGCAGGAAGAGGAGAAGAAGGCUUAUGUGUUCGACUUCAUUCACAAUAUGGAGCCUCUGGACAAAGUCUUGAUCUUUGUUGGCAAGAAGAUUGUGGCAGACGAUUUGUCCAGUGAUCUUUGUCUGCGGGGGAUAGCGGUACAGUCCCUGCAUGGGGACAGAGAACAGUGUGACCGUGAGGAGGCUCUACAAGACUUCAAAGAUGGCCGUGUUCGCAUUCUUGUGGCCACGGACCUCGCCUCGAGAGGAUUGGAUGUUCAUGACAUCACACAUGUCUUUAAUUAUGACUUUCCUCGGAACAUUGAGGAGUAUGUUCAUCGGGUUGGGCGUACUGGUCGUGCAGGACGAUCCGGAGCCUCUGUGACCCUCAUAACAAGAGGAGAUUGGAAAUGGGCAGCUGAGCUUAUACACAUCCUGGAGCGUGCUGGCCAGGAGGUACCAGAUGAGCUGGUACUGAUGGCAGAGCGCUAUGACAAACAUCAGAGAGAGAAAGAAAUGUUCCCUGCCAAAUCCAGAGGUGGGAGAGAUGAAAGAGGUGGUGGAGGUGGAAGAAGAGGUGGAAGUCGAGGAGGUGCGAGAGAGGGUGGUGGUGGUGGUGGUGGAGGUGGAUUUUGGGGUCAGAAAGAAAGAAGGUCCAGAGAAGAUUCGAACUGGCAUUUCUGAUCUCAGAAAGGUUAAGUUUUUCAUUAACCUCAAAAAAAGACAUGUAUGUGCGUUGUUUGCUAUGAAUCACCACACCUUGACCCAUGUGUGCUAAAAUUGUACCCUUUACGACACUUGGUUUUCCAUUGAGAUGACAGAUGAUGGUUAAAAAUCUUUAACAUUUAUUACUAGUAUACUGUUGCUGUCAGGAAAAGUGUGCUUCACUUUUUCAUGCAACUGUAACAGUUGAAUGGACAACAAGAAAAGCUCCAAAAUCUUUCAAAAGUAUUUCGUAUGAAAGUUUUUUUUUUCCUUAUCCUGUAAAAUAA
Molecule: messenger RNA, 2650 nt
Organism: Astyanax mexicanus (Mexican tetra)
Lineage: Eukaryota; Metazoa; Chordata; Actinopteri; Characiformes; Acestrorhamphidae
Gene: ddx43
Product: DEAD (Asp-Glu-Ala-Asp) box polypeptide 43
Exons: 16
Coding region: 153-2342 (729 amino acids)
Molecular function (GO): RNA helicase activity; ATP binding; RNA binding
Source: RefSeq, a predicted model, not a curated record